GUGAGAGGUCGGGGGUGGGAGAGCGGCGCCCCCGGAACGGGAAGCGGGAGGGGAGUUGCUUCCCAUCCCAUCCCCUGCUGUUGUCCCGCGGAGCGCACGAGGGGUUCCUGCGUGGGCCUGCGCUUCUCCCGACAUGAGCCUGCCCCUGAACCCCAAGCCGUUCCUGAACGGGCUGACGGGGAAGCCGGUGAUGGUGAAGCUGAAGUGGGGAAUGGAGUACAAGGGCUACCUCGUCUCCGUGGACGGCUACAUGAACAUGCAGCUCGCAAACACAGAGGAAUACAUAGACGGUGCGUUGUCUGGACACCUGGGUGAAGUUUUGAUAAGGUGCAAUAAUGUUUUGUACAUCAGAGGUGUGGAAGAAGAGGAAGAAGAUGGAGAAAUGAGAGAAUAGAUGUUUUGUAUUUCUGGAAAUAAACUUUUUUUUUCUUUCUGUUUUUAAUACUUUUGUAAUAAGGUGUUUACAUUUUUCCUAUUGUGUUUUAAUAUGGGGAAGUUAACCCUUUAAAAGGUCUUUAGUCUUAUAUUGGUGUCUGAAAAGCUAAUGCUGGAGGAGCAACAGGUAAUUAUUUCAUUUUAAAGCUGAAAAUAUUAAAAUGAAAAGCGAGUAUUU
Molecule: messenger RNA, 613 nt
Organism: Lepidothrix coronata (blue-crowned manakin)
Lineage: Eukaryota; Metazoa; Chordata; Aves; Passeriformes; Pipridae
Gene: SNRPF
Product: small nuclear ribonucleoprotein polypeptide F
Exons: 4
Coding region: 134-394 (86 amino acids)
Biological process (GO): spliceosomal snRNP assembly; mRNA splicing, via spliceosome
Cellular component (GO): U1 snRNP; catalytic step 2 spliceosome
Molecular function (GO): RNA binding
Source: RefSeq, a predicted model, not a curated record